UUCUGUGGAGCUGUCCAUUUCAGCACCUCCUGUAAUUUCAAGAUCACCUCAGCAGCUAUAAUGAUUCAGAAUGAAAACAAGCAUUAGUAAAUUCAUGUUCUAUGAGAAAUCAAUUUCACGUAAACGAUUGACUGUAUUACUGACGGUUCUUUAAAAUUAUUUCCUCUUGCGCGCUCAACAGCUGCCAGUUCAGCACCACACGCGCGCGCAUUCUGCACAGCCAGAGCACCCCAGCGCGUGCAGGCUGCUUACACUAAAUGACGCUGGCUUUUUCUUCAGCUUUCUUCCGGAUCAAUAUAAGCAGCUACUGAUAUGAAAUUAAUACCGAUGCAAUACAAGAGCACUAUUGUUUCAAAUAACAUUCGGAGAAAAAACUAUUCCUCUGAAAUGUAAUCACUGCUCGACAAGGAUCUGCAGAAACCUCCAGACCAUUUGUGUAACCUGCCUCAACCUCUGGCCUCAUCUCCUCCAGUUGAUGGGUAGUGAGGGGUGGUAGAGAUGUUCGUCUCUGUGACUCUCCAUCGCCUCCUUCUGACCGCAGCCUGCGUGUGCGUCCCCGGCUCCCCAGCGCCGCCCCUCCACACGCACGCAUCCUCCUCAGAGAACAGGGACUGCGGUGGACCAUGCGUCGCCAUGGCCACCACUGGUAGCUCCAUCUCAACACACGGUCUUCACUCUGAGCCCUCAGAUGGCGGGAAGGAGACGACUGGGGUGUCUAAGCAUGUGACUACGAGCUGGAUUGACCUAUCCCAGAAUGUGGAGGCAGAGGGAGAGGCCGGCCCAGACGGGGGAGAGAUGGGACUUGAGGGAAUAACUUCAGUCAAGCAGACGGGAAAUGAGGACAGCCGUGAAGGAAGAUCUGGGACGAGCAAGGCUGGGGAGGAGAAUGGGGAGGAGGCUGGGGAGGAGGCUGGGGAGGAGGCUGGGAAUCGGAGGACUUGGGCUGAGACGAAGGCUGGCACCGAGAGCUUGUCGAAGAGGGAAGAGACACAGACAGAGACUCGUGUCGAGAGGGGACCAGGACCAGGUGGGGACAUCAUGGACAACAUACCUGCCACCAAGCUAACAUCCAUGCAAGAAGAACAGGGAAUGAGAAGGGGUAUGACUGCACAGGGAGCAGUGUGUGAAUCUGCCGCCUCCUCCACACUCUCACCAAAGUCGGUGCCUCUCAGCCAGACAGAGAGUGAAGUGGCUGGGGAGACGAAGGGCCCUGUGCUGGAGAACAGCUCAAACAUCUUUGGAAGAGAAGAGAGGAGCAGACCAAGCUUGUCCAGCCUGGGACCGCCUCUUCAAGAUGCAGACAUGACAAGGCCAUCAUAUAUAGACCAUGUGGGUUCCUCAGGUUCGGGUCAGAAAGGUACCGCCCUGACGGCAUCUCAGCAGAUCCCCAUCUCCUCUUCUCUGACCUCCAACCCUGACUCAAUGUGGGCCGAGGAGGAGGUGACUGUCCCCUCCCUUCCAGAUCCCCUCCUGCCCGAUCUUGGAACAGUCCUGACCUCCAGGCAAGAAGGCCCAGAUAGCCUCUGGACUGAACCACUGCGGCAAAUUGUAGAGGACACGGUGGCACCUUUGUCCCAAGACGUGGCCACAGAAGGAACCAUGUCGUCAGAGGACCUUCCUCUCAUCUUCGAGCCAUUCGACGAUGUCACACCAGAGGGGGCGUUGCCGUCCGCCACUCUUUUUCCUGGUGACUCCCAGACACUUGCUGCCACGGCAACCGGAGGUAUGAUGCUGUCAGAGGCGGAGCUUGACCAGCUGGUCACCGUUGAUGCCGACAGUGAUGGCCCGUCACAUGCCCCAUCUCUGCUGAUGCCGGACUGGACAUCACCAUGGCAAAUAUCAGGAGCGGAUAUCUCGGAGCCAAUCAGCCCCUCAGUGGGCGGAGACACAGCCCGUGACCUUGGAGACACCCUGCCCACUUCUGGACCUUCCUCCUUCUUCUCAUCAUCCAUCCAGACCCCCGUGGCAACGGUCACCACGGCAACCGACCACCCAACUGCACCCAAACUCAGGUCUGGGCUGGAGGAACUGGAGUCAGAAGAGGAGCACGACGAAGACGAGGAGGAUGACAACGCGGAAGAAUCCGAGGAGGAGAGCCAGGAGGAGCUGGUGGAGUGUUCCAUACCGGCUCCCACACGCCCCCCUUUCAACCUCAUCCCCCCACCUCCCGUCUGGGUGCAGCGAAAUCAGGGACUCAUGCGUAGCUGGGUAGAACUGAUCCGGGAAAAGGCUGGAUACGUGUCUGGGAUGUUGGCUCCUGUAGGCAUCGGCAUAGCAGGGGCCCUGCUAAUUGUGGGAGCCCUCUACAGCAUCAGGAUGAUCCACCGCAAGAGGAGGAACAGCUUCAAGCACCAGAGGAGGAAGGCCAGACAGACAGAGCAACCCCGAGAACCAGGCAGCAGCCGCCAGGACCAAGCCAUGCUAUUGGCUGACAGCUCCGAGGACGAGUUCUGAUUGGCGGUUAGAGCAUUGUGUCUGUGACCAAUGCUGAGCUGCGCCGACAGGAGCCAACAUUUCCAUCUCCAUGACUACGGCAUCUCCAAUCACUCUGGGGUGUUUUGGUUGUGACUCAUCUGUUCUGGAGAGCACUCGACAACGCAGGGUGAAGUUGCACACACUGAUCUCAGGUCAGUUUUGCAUUGUCCACUUACCAUGUCCUGUAGGUGUUAUGGUGGGGGUGAUAAACUGAUCCCAGGUCUGUGACCAGGAGCAUUACGAGGGGCCAUGUACCUAAAGGGCUCGAAAAGACACCUAACAUAGCAUUAACACUCUGUAAAUACUGUACAGUAUUAAUGUAGCUUACACGGAAGUCAAUCUUAUUCGUGGCUUUCCUUGUCUAACUAUGAAUGAUCUUGGAGCAAAUCUAAGGAGUAUUAUAUCCAUACAAAUGACAUACUUCGUUGACACUGACUAACAAUGCGUUGUGUGUAGUACCCGCUUGCAUUAGGCAGCAAUGUAAAUGAUUCAAUGAAAAUACAGUUGUCAAUUCAAGCUUGUGUGUGUUGCCAUCCUCUCUGAGCAUGCAGCUGAAACCAGUUUGUCGACGUACCUACUACUUGUAAACUAUCACCUUUUUGUGUUGCUGUCGUCAAUACCUUUCCCUCUCCCAAGUGCUUUGCAAACAACCUCAUCACUGUUCUCAAGCUGAAAUGCAUCAUGGAGCACGUUUGUCAUAGGUCAGGUCACUUAUAAGCUAGUAAAAUUAGAGAACACAGGAAGCAAUCACAUCUACCCAUAAACACAACUUCUUCCACUUUGUCUCUCAGUUAUUGUUAGCUAACCUAGCUAACGCUACUACUACUCGCAUCCGUUCAUUGCUAGCUACUUUUACUGUGUGAGUUAGAUAAACCUUACCUUUGUAAUGGUCGAUAUAGCUCAAAACAUACAAUUUGAACCCCUUUUCCUUCUAGCUUGAAGGAGGGCAACAUGGAAUCCCAUGCACAUCGUUAAUUGUCAUUUUGGCAAGCUAACCCAAAUUCCUCAGAAAAAUAUUGUUAGCGGAACAAAGUGCUAGCUACUGGAAGCUGUUGACUUGGCUUAUGCAAUAUGCAGAAGUAAUGCAUGCAUAGUAAAUUGGGGUGGGUGGGGGCUACAAACAACAUUACAAUCGUAAUUAUUGGCAUUUUGUUCAUGAGGAGUUAAAGGCAAAAUGUCAUAAAAAAAUUAGAUUAGUAAGAAUUUUUAAAAUCAUUCACCAACAGUAUUCAUAAAUAUGUUUAUAUAAUUGUCAUCGUUUAUUUUCAUUGGUUUAGCGGCCCACCUGCAUUACUCUAAUGGACCACUAGUGGGCCUUGGCCCACAGGUUGGGAAUUGCUGUGCUACUGUGAUGCUUAACUUAAAAAAAACUUUUUAAAACUUUAUAAAAAAUACGUUUUUCCUUUAUUUAACCAGGAAAAGGACUAAGAUUAAAAAUCUAUUUUACAUUUUAAUUUACAGACUAGCAAUACAUAUUAAUUAGCUACUGUAGGUUAUAGUAUUCAGCAGAAUCUUAUUUUAUGUCUUUUAUGUUUCCUUCACGUUCAAUGUUCCUUGCAAGAUUUCCGUAGUAGAAAACAAGGCUGUUUCAAGUGUCAAUUUAUGUGAUCACAUAUGCUUACAAUAUUGAUCUUGAUAUUACCAGUAUAUUAACAAACUGCCUGUGCAUAAAAUACUGUAUAAUGUAUGUGUGCAGUACCAUGUGAACAUAAUGAAGAUGUCUUUCUAUAGAUCUUCCUAAUGUGGAAUGUUCUCCAAUAAAGAUGUCUUUUAACCCAAGAUACAUAUUAAUGAAUUGUGUGUGUAUACUUUGCCAAGUACACUUGCUUCCAGUGAAAUGUGUUACAUGCAUGCUUAGGAAAACAAUACAACCAGACCACCAACAGUCACUCAUGACAAUCCACUUUACAGCAUUAAAAAAAUCAAAUAAUUUAUUUCUGUGUUCUUUUUUUCCACAUUAAAUAAAAGAUAUUGUCGGACAUUAUCAGAUUGAAAUCAAAGGAGGAGACGGGAAGAGGGACAGGGUAACAGACCUCUGACAUGCAAAACCCCCUUCUCUUCCCUUAGUACACUUGACAGAUGGGUUCAGGGCUGCCCCCUCCCUCCUGGGGCCUGCCCUAGACCCUGCUGCCUGGUCCUGGCCACAGUGAGUUAGCGAGAAGCAGCCGAUCUAUUCAGUCCUGUGUUGGCUCUCAAGAAACAGGCCCCGUUCUCAGGAGCCUGAAGGGGAGCAUCCAAUAAAAAGAUUGAAAACACUCGAUGGUGGAAAGGCCCAAGGGAGGGGUUGGAUCUGGGACAGGAGGCAAUCUAUUGGACGCUGGCUUGCCAGGACCAAUAGAACUCAAGUCUCUCACUGGCGUAUGACAGAGCUACGACAUCUGAACUGUGGAGUGGCUUGUCAAGUCAUCUAAUAACCUACUGUUUUGAAGGUCAAGAGUAUCCUUCUAAUAAAGUCGAUCCAAACACGGCCAAGGCUAUAAAACAGAGUGAUGACAAAGCCCUUCAACUGGUGUUCGUGGUCAAAGCUCAGUUGUUUUUUGGGGCCUUACACAGCAGGCUGUAAUGCCCAUAUACCUACUGGCACUGCCAGGAACUCGCACUGUGAAAACUAGCAGGGAGGGUCGGUAGCAAGGACUUGUCCAGAACAAUACUAAUAUCGUGCCCCAAUAGUCUGGUGUCCUGACACCAUCUUCUCUUCUGACGAGCACUCAUGGCAAAGAACUGGAGGGGUACGACCAAUAUGGUGGAUACCUUUCCCUGUCCUUGCAAGUAUCAAUGAUUAUCAUGAAAGGACCAUAUUGGGUUACAGGAAAGGAUCAGAGUCCAUCAUACCUUUUUCAAUGGGACUGGACUAGAUGUAAUUGUUUUUCAGAAAAGGGUACAGUUUUUCAUCAAAAGGAUCUUCUCAAUGACUUGUUUCCCCUUAUCGACUCUGAAAUCUCACCCUAGGAAAUCCUAGCAAGAGAGCAAAGCCUUAAGGUUCAAUCCUGCGUCAGCACAAUGAAACUCACGGAAAGAUACCGGAGUGGUUGAUUGUAAGUAUCAAGCACUUCCAGGUCUUGUCAUGAGAUCAUCAAUCCCCACUUCCUCAAUCUCAUCCUAGCCAUACCACUGGAUGGGUCCAAAAAUUAGCAGAGAAAAGAAA
Hypomesus transpacificus is the source of this 5620-nucleotide messenger RNA. RefSeq names its product mucin-19-like. The coding region runs from base 499 to 2454 and encodes 651 amino acids. NCBI's taxonomy places the organism in Eukaryota, Metazoa, Chordata, Actinopteri, Osmeriformes, Osmeridae. The record is from RefSeq and is a predicted model, not a curated record. The transcript has 8 exons.